Nannochloropsis gaditana CCMP526 is the source of this 445-nucleotide messenger RNA. Its product is annotated as gtp-binding protein. The annotation marks the transcript as partial. Gene Ontology annotation, cellular component: endoplasmic reticulum. Gene Ontology annotation, biological process: endoplasmic reticulum membrane fusion. The record is from RefSeq and is a predicted model, not a curated record. Gene Ontology annotation, molecular function: GTP binding; GTPase activity. The transcript has a single exon.
CGAAAAAGAGAAUGGCAGGUACAGAAAUUUGCAAUACACUGUCGUAGCCAUCGUGGGUCCUCAAGCAAGCGGUAAAUCCACGCUUUUGAACGCCUUGUACGGAACCCGUUUCCCAGUCCUGGAGGUAGGGAACGUGGGAGUCGGGCGCCGGACCACGCAGGGUGUCUGGGUAGACAUGGGCGUCAGUGAUGGGGCUCGGGGGAUGGACAGUAGGAACAGGACUGGGGCGGAAGAAGAGGAGGAGGGAGGCGUCGGACGAGCGCGCGUGGGGAGGGGACGAAUCCCGGUGGUGGUGAUGGAUACGGAGGGUCUGGAGAGCGUCUCCCGGGGCCCUGGGAGCCACCUGUUCGAUAGGCAGCUCUCCACGCUGGCCGUCACAACCGCGGAUGUGAUCUUGUUAAAUGCCUGGGCGCGAGACAUGAGGGGGGGUCGAUGGGGGAGCGAC